This is a messenger RNA of Acanthosepion pharaonis, 1680 nucleotides long. Lineage: Eukaryota; Metazoa; Mollusca; Cephalopoda; Sepiida; Sepiidae. The record is from the annotation of a GenBank genome assembly.
AUGAAAUAUUUAUUUUCCCCACUGUAUCUAUCUAUCUAUCUAUUUUUAUUAUCUAUGCCAGUCAUUUCAUAUCCAUAUAUCUAUGUAUCUCAGUAUGUUCAUAUCUAUCUAUCUAUCUAUCUAUCUAUCUAUCUAUCUAUCUAUCUAUCUAUCUAUCUAUCUAUCUUUAUCAAGUUGUAUAUCUGUAUAUCUAUCUAUCUAUCUAUCUAUCUAUCUAUCUAUCUAUCUAUCUAUCUAUCUAUCUAUCUAUAUAUAUUUCUACCUGGAUUCUAUCUAAUCACUAAUAUUAUCUAUCUAUCUAUCUAUCUAUCUAUCUAUCUAUCUAUCUAUCUAUCUAUCUAUAUGUUUCACUAUCUAUCUAUCUAUCUAUCUAUCUAUCUAUCUAUCUAUCUAUCUAUCUAUCUAUCUAUCUAUCCACAAUUCUCUCUCCUUAUCUAUCUAUCUGCAAUUCUCUCUCCCUCUCUAUCUAUCUAUCCACAAUUCUCUCUCCUUAUCUAUCUAUCUAUCUAUCUAUCUAUCUAUCUAUCUAUCUAUCUAUCUAUCUAUCCGCAAUUCUCUCUCCCUCUCUAUCUAUUUACCCACAAUUCUCUCUCCUUAUCUGUCUAUCUAUCUAUCCACAAUUCUCUCUCCCUCUCUAUCUAUCCACAAUUCUCUCUCUUAUCUAUCUAUCUAUCUAUCUAUCUAUCUAUCUAUCUGCAAUUCUCUCUCCUUAUCUAUCUAUCUAUCUAUCUAUCUAUCUAUCUAUCUAUCUGCAAUUCUCUCUAUCUAUAUCUAUUUAUCCACAAUUCUCUCUUCUUAUCUAUCUAUCUAUCUAUCUAUCUAUCUAUCUAUCUAUCUAUCUAUCUAUCUAUCUAUCUAUCUAUCUAUAAUUCUCUCUCCUUCUCUAUCUAUCUAUCCCCAAUUCUCUAUCUAUCUAUCUAUCUAUCUAUCUAUCUAUCUAUCUAUCUAUCUAUCUAUCUAUCUAUCCAGAAUUCUCUCUCCCUAUCUAUCUAUCUAUCUAUCUAUCUAUCUAUCUAUCUAUCUAUCUAUCUAUCUAUCUAUCCAAAGACAUUCUUUCCUCUUUUUACAUUCUUUUCUUUUUACUUUUUUAUUUUAUCUUUUCAGUUUUCUGUUUUUCUUAUAUUUUCCUUGAAUUUUGUUUUUAUUGAUGAUUUUUUUUGUUUUAACUGCUUUCGUCUUUUCCAUCCAUUUUUGUUUCCAUUUUUUUCUUGUUUUUCUCUUCAUUCUUUCUUUUUAAACGUUUUUCUUUUCUUAUUUUUUUUCAUUAUUUAUUUUUUUAUGUCUUUUCUUCUUCCUUUUUCUUUUCACUUGCCUCCUUUUGAAUAUUUAUAUUUUUUCUGUAUUUUUUUGUUUUUGUUCUUUUCAUUUUUCUGCUCUCCUUAUAUUUUCUUGUUAUCUUUUAAAGUAUUCAAUUUUUUACUACUUUCUUCCUUCCUUUCUAUUCAUCUUUGGUUUCAUUUCUUUCUCUUCAUUUUUUGCUUCUUUAAAUCUCUCACUUUUAAAAAAAUAAUUUUCUUUCUAUUUUUUUUAAUAUUUUCUCUUAAAAACUUGUUAACUUUCCAAAUCUUUCUUUCUUUUGAUUCACUUAUUUUUAUCCAUUUUUGUCAUUUUUUUUCCAUUUCUUUUGUUUAUUUUCUUUCUCUUCCUUUUUUUUUUUUAAAUAAAUCCUCCUUCAUUUAA